Suillus paluster is the source of this 1634-nucleotide messenger RNA. RefSeq lists its product as uncharacterized. The coding region runs from base 168 to 1367 and encodes 399 amino acids. Gene Ontology annotation, biological process: isocitrate metabolic process. Gene Ontology annotation, molecular function: NAD binding; isocitrate dehydrogenase (NADP+) activity; magnesium ion binding. The transcript is spliced from 10 exons. NCBI's taxonomy places the organism in Eukaryota, Fungi, Basidiomycota, Agaricomycetes, Boletales, Suillaceae. The record is from RefSeq and is a predicted model, not a curated record. Gene Ontology annotation, cellular component: mitochondrion.
UAGCACAGUGGUCGAGGUAGCUCGACUGGCUGUGCCUUUGCGGUAGACAUACUGUGUCUCCUUUCAUUCUAUAUGUGACUAUCUGAACAAGGCGCUGAUCGACUCUGACAGAAAAUGGAAAGAAGAUCGUGGUGGCGAAACCCGUCGUGGAGCUUGAUGGAGAUGAAAUGACUAGGAUUAUCUGGAAAAAGAUCCGUGAAGAGCUUAUCCUUCCUUACUUACAACUGGACAUCAAGUACUACGACCUUGGCCUCGAGUACCGUGAUCAGACCAACGACCUGGUAACCGUGGAAGCCGCCAAUGCCAUCCUCGAGCACAAAGUCGGCAUCAAGUGUGCAACGAUCACGCCAGACGAGGCUCGCGUAGAGGAGUUCAAGCUCAAGGAGAUGUGGAAGAGCCCGAACGGCACGAUCCGUAACAUCCUCGGCGGAACUGUGUUCCGCGAGCCCAUCAUUUUGGACCGUAUUCCCAAGCCAAUUCCAGGAUGGGUGAAGCCAAUCGUGAUUGGCCGUCAUGCAUUCGGUGACCAGUAUCGUUCCACGGACUUCAUAGCACCGGGGCCAGGGAAGCUCCAGCUCGUAUACAGCCCUGCUGAUGGAGGGGCGAAGACUGUCAUGGAUGUUUAUGACUUCAAGGGAAGGGGUGUCGCCAUGAGCAUGUACAACACUGAUGAGUCAAUAACUGGGUUUGCACACUCAUCAUUUAAGAUGGCUCUCUCCAAGAAGAUGCCUUUGUUCAUGUCAACGAAGAAUACCAUUUUGAAGAAAUAUGAUGGUCGCUUCAAGGACAUCUUCCAAGAGAUCUAUGACUCGCAGUACAAGGCCGCUUUUGAGAAGGUCGGUAUUUACUACGAGCACCGUCUUAUUGACGAUAUGGUCGCGCAAGCAAUCAAGUCCUCCGGCGGCUUCGUCUGGGCAUGCAAGAACUACGACGGUGAUGUGCAGAGUGACAUCCUCGCUCAGGGCUUUGGUUCCUUGGGCAUGAUGACCUCGGAAUUGAUUACCCCCGACGGCCAGGUCAUCGAAAGUGAGGCUGCCCACGGUACCGUCACCCGGCACUACCGUGAGUAUCAGAAGGGCAAUGAGACGUCGACCAACCCCGUGGCAUCGAUCUUUGCAUGGACCCGCGGACUUCUCCACCGUGCUAAGCUGGAUGGCAAUGAAGAACUCAAGAAGUUCUGCUUGGAUCUCGAGGCUGCGUGUGUGGAGACGAUUGAUAAGGAUGGGAUCAUGACUAAGGAUCUUGCUCUUGCUAUCCACGGCAAGGAUAUGAAGAGAGAACAUUGGGUUGUCACCGACAAGUACAUGGAUGCUGUGAAUGCUAAGCUCCAGAAGAAGCUUGCUGGGGGUGUCACUGCCAAGGCUUGAGCGCUUUGUGUCGUUCGUAAUGAUGUAUCUUUUCUUUUAAUUAAACGGGAUGUACGUUCCGGGAACGGUGUAUUCUACAUUCCUCUGCGCAACGUGCGGCGCGCCAGCGUCGUCGUGGCCUCUUAUACCAUUUUGAAUGAAGGCAGAUUCGGAGCAUCUCAGCGGCCAGUCUACAUUUUCUAAGAUUUAUCAGAUACAUGACCACAAAGGUCGCUCUAGUUUUCGCCCGUCGUUGCCUCGCUUAUGCACACUCGUCAGAAAUGCUAC